This is a messenger RNA of Musa acuminata subsp. malaccensis (wild Malaysian banana), 1388 nucleotides long. RefSeq lists its product as uncharacterized. Lineage: Eukaryota; Viridiplantae; Streptophyta; Magnoliopsida; Zingiberales; Musaceae. The record is from RefSeq and is a predicted model, not a curated record.
UUCGUGUGGAUCCGAUUUGUUCGCAUCUCGACUCGUCUCCCUUUCCUUGCCGCUGCUGCUGCCCUUAUUAGGGUUUCUCUCCGAGUAAGAAGAGGGAGGAGCUACCUGGAGCAGAGCGAUGGCGAUGCACGUGGGGAUGGGGCUUUCCAAAGUACUGUUCUUGGUCGGAGCAGGGUUUACUGGCUCGAUCUUGCUGCGCAAUGGCAAGUUGUCCGAUAUGCUGUCGGAGCUUCAGGAAUUGGUUAAGGGGUUGGAGAAAUCAGCGGAGAAAGCAGGUGUUGAUCCUGAACAUGCGGAUGCAGUUGCUUCGCAGGUGCGUAGGUUGGCCAUGGAGAUUCGUCAACUUGCGUCAGCACGUCCAAUAACUGUUCUGAAUGGAAAUUCUGGCUCAGGAAAUAUGGCAUCACUUGUAGUGCCAGCUGCAACCCUUGGGGCAUUAGGCUAUGGUUACAUGUGGUGGAAAGGCAUCUCCUUGUCUGACCUUAUGUAUGUUACCAAACAUAACAUGACUAAAGCAGUUGCAAGCAUGACAAAGCAUCUCGAGCAAGUUUCUGCUGCUCUUGCUCAAACUAAGAAGCAUCUGACACAGCGAAUUGAGAACUUGGAUGGAAAAUUGGAUGAGCAAAAGGAGAUGUCUGGUGAAAUAAAAAAGGAGGUAAUUGAUGCUCGUGGAAAACUUGAUAAUAUUGGGCUAGAAUUGACUACCCUCCAACAACUGGUUUGGGGUCUGGAUGGGAAGAUGAAUGCCAUCGAGGACAAGCAGAAUUUUGCAUGUGCCGGCGUGAUGUACCUCUGCCAGUUCGUUGAGGGGAAGGGUGGAAAAAUGCCUGAUUAUCUAGUGGAUGGCCCCAAGAAUGCUGGGAAACGUGGUUUUCUGGGAUCCGGGGAGGCUAGAAGUUUGAAGGGUUUGCAGCACAUAGCAGAGGUUAUAGAAUCUGGAAAUUUUGACCAGACCAAGACCGAAGCAAUCUUCCAGAAUGAUACCGACUCAUCAGUGAUAACUUGAAGGACUUGUCCAGAACUACUUCUCUCGAGUGCUGAGGUGAUGUAGUUUAUGGAGGAAUACUUGAUGACAGUUUAUUUCUUAGAUGAGUCUAUACGAAGGGGGAACUCGAGAUGACCUUAUGAGAACCUCUACUUAGGCCGUAUCCAUUGCUUGUGAGAAAUGGGAAGUAUGUUAACUAUCUCUUAGAUAUGUAAAUAAGUAUAUUAUCAGUCCUUUGUUUCUAGAUAUUGCCUUGGGUCAACACUCGAAGGUUUCAAAUGUGCAAAGCAUAGUUGCUUUGACUCUUGAACAAGUCAACUAGGUUGUUGGAGUCAUUAAUCAUAAAAGAAAUUUGACGUUGUGGUUCUUUGUUUGAUCAGUGAACAAUUAUCUUAUUUGCUGA